Molecule: messenger RNA, 5538 nt
Organism: Eleginops maclovinus (Patagonian blennie)
Lineage: Eukaryota; Metazoa; Chordata; Actinopteri; Perciformes; Eleginopidae
Gene: kcnab2a
Product: potassium voltage-gated channel subfamily A regulatory beta subunit 2a
Exons: 14
Coding region: 840-2036 (398 amino acids)
Biological process (GO): potassium ion transport; regulation of potassium ion transmembrane transport; regulation of action potential
Cellular component (GO): extrinsic component of cytoplasmic side of plasma membrane; membrane; voltage-gated potassium channel complex
Molecular function (GO): voltage-gated potassium channel activity; transmembrane transporter binding; potassium channel regulator activity
Source: RefSeq, a predicted model, not a curated record
UACAGUCAGAGCUGGCGACUGAAUAUGAGGCUGCCCUUUUGCUAACAGGCAGUAGUAGAGGUUAAAUAUUCAGCAGCCAUGCAACUGUCAAGGCAGACUCAGAAGGGGAGAUGAAAACCUCCUGGAACUGGGUGUUCGUGUUUUAUUUUCUCAAUCUCUUUGUGUGGAUCCAAUCGUUUCCACUCUUAAAGCUUGGCAGCAAGAGGUGUUAUCUCUAGCACUGAACUCAGCUUUAAAAGGAAAUUGCAGGACUCUAAUUCUGCCUGUCAGCUUCUGAUGAGCCUCUGAUUAAAGAUAAAGCGAGAGGAGGACACCCGGAUGAAAGGAAUAACUUGCAGAGGGAUAUUCACACAAACACUGCUUUUCCUGGACUCUGUUUUCUUUAUUUUUUAAGGAUUUUUGUUUUCUUUAUAGCUUUGCACUGAACCUGCAUUUUAUGCAUCUGCAGUGAUUGCACAAAUGUUCCUCACACCAGCUGAGAAAGAUGCUGUUAUGGUGUUCUUGAAUUGGACUUUCUUUGAGAGGAUUUAGGUUUCCCCUGAUCAGCGUUCCUUUACUGUUUGAAUACGUUCUGAUCUUACCUCCCGUCCUCCUGCCACUCUUUUUUUCUCCUGAACAUUGUGCGCUAGUUAGUCACAUUAGCGACUGGACAGACAUUUCUAACGGAGGCACAGUGUGUGAGGCUGGACUCGGAAUUGCUGCCUCCUACAGACUGAACUGUCUCACGCUGUUGAGAGGAUCCUCAGACUCAGCACCUCUGGGAGUUUGUCGUACCUGAUUGAACCAAAGGAGAGGGUAAUUAGAGUCUCCACAAUUGGGACGGCCGGCCAAAAGCCAGGAUGCAGGUGUCAUUAGUGUGCACGGACCACCGCGGGGGAGUCAGCCGCACUACGGAGGACCGGCUAAACCGCCAGAAUGCCAACAGCCCCAACACAGGCACCCGCAGCAAGUUCAGAGCAGUGGCAAUGGUGGCCCGAAGUCUCGGACAGCUCUCUGUUCAGAGUGUUCCUUCCUCCAGCGAGCAAAGCAUCAAGACUGGCAUGAAGUAUAGAAACCUUGGGAAGUCGGGCCUGCGGGUGUCCUGCCUUGGAUUAGGAACAUGGGUGACAUUCGGCGGACAGAUAACAGAUGAGAUGGCAGAGCAGCUAUUGACUCUGGCCUAUGAAAAUGGCAUCAAUCUGUUUGACACAGCGGAGGUAUACGCUGCUGGAAAGGCAGAGGUGGUGCUCGGAAACAUCAUAAAAAAGAAAGGAUGGAGACGUUCAAGUCUUGUGAUAACAACAAAAAUCUUCUGGGGUGGAAAAGCGGAGACUGAAAGAGGUUUAUCUCGAAAACACAUUAUAGAAGGUUUAAAAGCCUCUCUAGAAAGACUGCAGCUAGACUAUGUGGAUGUGGUUUUCGCAAACAGACCGGACCCUAAUACACCUAUGGAAGAAACGGUUCGAGCAAUGACCCAUGUGAUAAACCAGGGCAUGGCCAUGUACUGGGGAACAUCGCGCUGGAGCCCGAUGGAGAUAAUGGAAGCGUAUUCUGUGGCGCGACAAUUCAACCAGAUUCCUCCCAUCUGUGAGCAGGCUGAGUACCACAUGUUCCAGAGAGAGAAGGUGGAGGUGCAGCUACCUGAGCUCUUCCAUAAGAUAGGUGUGGGGGCCAUGACGUGGUCGCCUCUGGCCUGUGGGAUCAUCUCAGGGAAAUAUGACGGCAGGGUGCCUCCCUACUCACGGGCGUCUCUGAAGGGUUACCAGUGGUUGAAGGACAAGAUCUUGAGCGAGGAGGGCCGGCGUCAGCAGGCGAAGUUGAAAGAGCUGCAGGCAAUCGCGGAGCGGCUGGGCUGCACACUGCCCCAACUCGCCAUCGCGUGGUGCCUACGAAAUGAGGGGGUGAGCUCCGUCCUUUUAGGGGCGUCCAGCACCGACCAGCUGAUGGAGAACAUAGGAGCAAUACAGGUUCUUCCAAAGCUGUCAUCGUCCAUCACACACGAGGUGGACAGCAUCCUUGGGAACAAGCCGUACAGUAAAAAGGACUACCGUUCCUAACGCGCAGUGCGCCCUCCCCCCCCUGGCAGGGCUGCACAGGUUGCAGCUGCAGCGCCCCACCUUUGCCUGAUCCUCUGUUUGCUUGAGCUUUUACUGAGUGAGACCCUGGCGCAUGAGUCUGGCCACACCAAGGCCACCCAGGGCACCUCACUCAGAGUUACAGGGAUAAGAUAAGAGAAAGGGGGGAAAAAAUACUGUCACCUCCACAGGGAAGGAAAGGAAGGAAGACAAAGUGGAAGAGAGGUUAGGGAUAUGCGCUCAUACUUAAAUCAGUUAUACAUUCAAUUCAGCUGAACGUAUUUUGAAAACCGUAACAAAAAUACCUUUUAAGAAAAAGAAAAAAAAAGCACACGCUUGCUUGGCAGCCAGAUUUCUCUUAUUUUUUAUUUUUGCUUUUCUUUUCUAAAACUGAAUGCAACUAAAAGGAAGAUAAAGUUAAUACGAAUAUACGAGAACUACUCUGUUGCACAUGUACCAUAGCCAUGCAUUUGUUCCUUGGACGUUCUGUUUACAUAACACCCGUGUACUGUACUGUACAAGUUGGUCAAGGUUUCUCUGAAAAAUCUUUUGUGUGUGUUUGUGCGUUGUCAGUGUACGAGCCUCCCCAUGGGCUUUAACAAUCAGCACUUUAGUAUUGUCAGUAUAGGGAUGUUCUAAGGAGGGGAGAGGAUGCGUAUUACAAUAGUCUUAUCUCACAGCCAUUGCACUAUAGAUUAAUAUCUCCUGCUAAGCCACUCUCCUCCUCAUCCUCCCUUUUGUGUCAACACUGUCUGUACGUCGGUCCAGCCUGAUGCUCCGACUCUCCUGCUGUCUGAGUGUGGCGGCGGCGGCCUAGAUGAGGAGGGGGAAUGAGGCUCCUCCUCCGACUUUACCUGUGAAAUGUCCAUGGCGACGAGUCGGAGCACCUUGUCUGCCACUAACGAAGAGAUUAGCUUUCAUUCAUCCCUAUCAGUAGGAACCACGUUAAAUGGAAUGCAGUGUCCCCUGGCCUCUGUUCUCUGUUUUCAGGCUGAGGAUGUACUGUAGGAAGUGGUCAUGUCAGUGCUGGCUCCAUAUCUCAUGGAAACUUCUCCUUGAUCAAAUUUUGCUCAAGUGUUUUGCCUUAUUUACAGUUGUAUCAGACUCCGCUGUGGGCUUUGGCGUGUAAACAGCUGCCCUUUCAUGUCCCCAGUACAAACUGUAACGCUGACUAGUGGAGGCGACAUUAGCUGCGAGGCGGUGGUGGAGUGUCCAGUUAAUCAGUGUGUGGCAGCAGCUCAGGGAACAGAGCAGGUGGAUUUAGACGUGUGUUGGCAUGCACAUGGUCAGGAGGUUGUAUUUACUCGUCUCUCUUUCUUUCACGUUCAGACACUAGGCAGGACCGGUGAACAUUUAGCGUGGCUUGAGCCAAAGAUCUUCCUCUUCUUCUUCAUCUCUCUUUAAUGACACACCCGAGGGUUUCACUCUCACUUCCUAAAAGAUUAUAGAACUCAUCUUGGCGCAUGUGCUGUCCAGCUUGUUAUCUAUCAAAGGGAUGGACUUAACUCCAUAUAUAUAUAUCUAUAUCUUUACUUGAUCACGCUGUUAUACUACAGUCGUUAACAAAUAUGUCCUUCAUAUACAGAAUGCAUAAAUACAGCUAAUUGCUUUAGAAUUGGUAAGGUUUGUUUCAGGCGACAUGACCGAGAUGUGUCAGAAAUAUAACUGCAGAUUUUGACACCGCCCUAUAUCAAUGUUUCUCCUUUGGGUGCUCUCUUACUGUGAUUAAAGCACAAGUGGAUAGCAUGUUACAUCCUCAAAGCAUGGACCCUGUUCACCCAGCCUACAAACCCUACGGGACGAGUGAAGUGACCUACUCUGCUUACUUACCACGUGUAGGCAACAAAUCUUAACUAACCGCUGUUUAACUGUUGAUUCUUAGCAGACAAAUAAACACGUGAAGAGAACGGUCAUUUAAGUGCAAAUGAUGACAUGAAUGAGGUGGAAGUUACUGUAUGGGAUUUGUGCGGACGAGGUCUGCUUCUCCACUCCUCCUAGGUUAUUUUUUAACAGCAACAAUGUGAUUUCAUGUCUCUGCUGUAGAUCCUGUUUGUGUGUAUGGGGAGGGGGGAGCAACUACACGUAUCCCUUGCUUUAGCCUGUUGUAUUAGUUGAUCCCUGUAUACGUUUGGUUUGCUGUGUCUGAGUGUUUUCUCAAAAGACGAGAAAAAAAAGCAAAGAACAUUUAGUUAAUUUAGUCUGUGGAGUUCCUGUGUCUUCAUAUGUUUAUCUGCAGGGAGUUGGGAGGACGCUCUGAGACUUAAAGUUCGGCAUUAUGAGAAAUACGCUUAUUUAUGCUCUUACUGAGAGGUAAAAUGUUGACACCGUAUUUAUAUCUGUCUGCUAAAUAUAAUUACAACUAGCAGCAGACUAUGUAGCUUAGCAUUAAGUCUGAAUACAUAACAGUAGUGUGAUGCGCUCAUCUGCCUAGCAGCCACUCUGAAGCUCAAUAUUCAACAUGACAUAUCACGUUUAAAGGUAGGGGAAACAAUAUUUUAGUGGGAAAACAGACUUGUACUGCAAUAAAAUAGCAAAUUGACAUAUUUUACAAGUUUAGCAAAACAUACUUGCAAUAAAACCCUUGAGAGUAGCUGGUAGGCAGACUUUGUAAAGGCCAUGGUAGCUGUAUUUCCUGUUCCCCAUUCUUUAUGCUAAGCUCAGUUAGUCGGCUGCUGGCUGUAGCAUCACAUCUACUUUACAGACGUGUGAUAUCAAUUUACUCCAAAACAUAGAAAACCAAUAAGUGCGUUUCCUAAAAUGUCAAACUUUCCCUUUAAAUGGUAACGCUGUGCAUUUAGUUUGACCAUCAGUGUUAUUUCCCACUGUGCUGACCUGCCCAUCGAAGAUCUUGUGGUAUAACAGGUUUCUGCACAUUGUAGGAAUAACUCUAGUGUUUAAGGCUGAAGUGUUGUUAGCUGGUGCCCUCGCCUGUGUAGGAGAAAUUCAUGCUUUAAGAGGUCCUAGUUUCUUCAUAUUUUCUGUUCUAACAUUUUACUGACUUCAGAAAUGAAACCAGACCCCCGAAUGGACAGAGCUUAUUUUACAGAAGGUUGUAGGUUAUACAGAGAAUAUAUUUUUUAUGUUUUAGCCUUUAAUGCAGAGGAGAGAAUCAGAAAACUGUUUUUAUUUUAUUUUUCAUGAUGCUGCAUUCUUCCUAUCAGUAGUGUAUUGAUUUAAGACUGACAAAAACAAGCAAUUUCUUUGUGUUGUGUAUGCAUUUAUGAGGAAUGCUCUGAAGUAAAUGCAAUUGUCGACUGAAUUCACUCUGAAUAUGACGUAGUGAGAGCCUGGUAUCUCCUGUACAUAGUUUCACCUUUGUAUAUAUUUCUGGUUGUGAUCACCUCUGCCUUUUCUCUUUUCUUUUUUUUAUGUUCUUUUGCAGGCGUUGCUAUCUGCACUGUGCUUGAAUCUGAAUUUAGACAGGAUGUACAGCUUCGAUCUUCAAUGAAAAUGAAAUAAUGAUAAAAUAAGAAUGGUAAACAAA